UACCGCACAGCGCUCCUCACCGUCCAUAUCCGAACAGCUGAAGACACCAUGGAUGUGAGACAGUACCUGUCACGGAUAGGUUACCAUGGCGACACCAGCCCCACCCUGGAUACCCUGCGAGUCCACCAGGCGCACAUGCUGACCGUUCCUUUCGAGAACCUCAGCAUCCACUGUGGAGAGGAGAUUGUACUUGAUCUUCAGCUUCUCUACAACAAGAUUGUGGUGAAGAGACGAGGGGGCUUCUGUUACGAGAAUAACGGCCUGUUCUCUUGGCUACUCGGUCAGCUCGGUUUCAACGUGAAAACCCUGUCAGCGCAGGUAAACAACCCAGAGGGAUUCACGCCUGAGAAGGCCCAUCUUAUCAACGUGGUGUGCAUAGAUGGAGAGAGCUGGGUUACAGAUGUGGGGUUUGGUUGUCUGUUCCGCACGCCCAUUCGUCUGGUACCGGACCGGGAACACCCUGACGUCACCGGGACAUACAGGCUUCAACAAGAAGGGGAUACGUGGUUUCUGCAAAGAAAGAGUAAAACCCAGCUGGAUGCCGAUAACUACGAAGCGGCUCCUGGCGGAAUUCAGAAGGACGACAUGGUCGAAUCUGGCGAGUGGGUGGUGCUGUACAAGUUCACCUUACAAGAACACAAACUUCAGGACUUCUCUGAGAUGUGCAGCUGGACACAGCGGGGUAGUCCUUUCUUCACUGGGAGACCAUUUUGCGUGCUCCACCUAGCGGAUGGUCUGGUCACCUACAUCGGAAGGAAGCUCAUCACAACACGGUACUGUGAAACCCACCUCACCAAGACUACAACAGUUCUGGACAGUGACAAGGACAUUCUGGCGCUUCUGUGGGACACGUUCGGAAUCAAAGUGGAAAAUCAUCUUACAGUAAAAGAGUGAAGAAGAGGGAUGUGUGUGUUUGAUACACUCGUCAUCCUUUUAAAGAUAACCGUUUCUACAAGUCUGUCAGGAGCAAUGGCUCUUCAGUUCCUCUCCCUUGAUGUCGUCUUGGAAUGUGAUUGUGUUGAUCAUUUCAACUACCUACCUACCUACGUAGUCCCUUGACCUGGUCCCCCUGGUCGCUGGGGGGACAUUUCAACUAUUCAUGUUAAAAUACAAACACGGUUGCUUUCAGAAUCGUCACGUUAAAUUUUGAUAUCGAGCUUCUCUGUAUAUAAAGUGCCUAGUCUAUAGAAUACCCAACCUUAUCCUUGGUGCUGAAGUACCAUCAAGUGUACUGUAACACGAUUGUCUAUUGCUCAUGUAGAAAUACAAACAAAAGUGCACAUAAUUGCAUUUGAUAUCUUUACAAAAUUUGUGAAUAACUAAUCUAACGUUAACUUUAUAUAAUAUAAAAGUUACAUAACCGCAAUGUGGUACAAUUAGUACAGCUAUUAAACGGUAGCGAUUUGUGAAAACUCAUCCCCUGGACUGAAUUCUGGAAAUAAAUUGUUGCCAUGUCGCUAAAAGAUUACGUACUAUGCAAUAGAUUUUGUCCACGAAUUGCGGGAAUGUAAAAUGGCUUGCCUACGCCAUACGGGAAUGGGGUAUGCCCUUUGAUAAGGGGGCCCUCAAUGCUAAAUUUCAGAAACGUAGCUGACGUGAAAUUCCAACAAGCUGGUCUAAUUUCCAUGCAGAAUGUAUCUAUUACGUUCUACGUUAAUUUUGAGGCUACAAAUUAUGUGGGAUCAAAACGGCUGAUUAAGCUUUACGUAAAUGGGCAUGUACGUGCAACAUGGUGCAAGCCUCCUUUGAGGGUCGUUGCCCCAACAAAAUAUUUUGCAACCUCGUACGAUCUACACAGCCACACCAUCCUAUCUCUCUUAAAGAUUUAAGAGUCAUUGCAGGAGAAAACCAGGCAAAACCAGGCAG
This is a messenger RNA of Branchiostoma floridae (Florida lancelet), 1866 nucleotides long. Its product is annotated as arylamine N-acetyltransferase, pineal gland isozyme NAT-10-like. Bases 49 to 894 code for a protein of 281 amino acids. The transcript has 3 exons. Lineage: Eukaryota; Metazoa; Chordata; Leptocardii; Amphioxiformes; Branchiostomatidae. The record is from RefSeq and is a predicted model, not a curated record. Gene Ontology annotation, molecular function: acetyltransferase activity.